GUGGGGGGUCCGUCUAAUUACUCAAAGCUACUCAACAAGCUACCCAAAGCUUAGACGAAAAUAAGCUGCUGGUGAUUCCAAAACAAGACCACAGUCCAAGUGACGAUGUUGUGGAGCGACUUAUCUAAGACACAUUGUUGCUUGGAGACUGUUUGUUGGCAUAUCGGCCUUCUGUAUCGACCUAACCUAACCAACCUACCCAAACCUAUAGUAACAAAACCUAACUUAACCUAUCCAAACCUAACUUAAUAUAACCUGUAGGCAACAAUAUAUCUUGGAUAAGUCGCUCCACAACAUUCUCAUUUGGAUUGUCAGCUUCCUAUGGCCUUUCAUGCCACUUAGUUUCAUCUAAUUUUGUUAUAAACUUCUAUUAUUUCAGAGUAAAAAUAUGUUUUUUUCAUGUUCUACCUUCAGCACCAACAUUGUAGUGAGUAAAUAUAUCAUAUUUCUUCAUUACUUACAUAAUACUAGGAAGAUUUGGGUAGCUUUGAGUAGAUUUGGGUAGCCUUGGGUAAUUAGACGGACCAACCCUAGUGGCCUCGAUGAAGACAGGAAGCCGGCGGCUUAUCCAAGGUUCCCCAUUUGCCUUGAUGAUCUUUUCCAGAAUGGCAUCUUUAGAAAUAUGGAGACCAGUAGAGGAAUCUGAAUGGAGAGCAUUAUCAAGCAUGGGCACCCAGUGGAUGGUUAAAUCAUUUGCAAGCAACCAAGGAUACAUGGCAAUGGUAACAGACGGAUGUGCACUCUGGGGUGAGAACAGGGAUGCAAAGUACAUCCACAAACAGGCAGAGGUUUGGGCCCCUUGUGUGGAGGGAGGCAUUAAGGAGUUAUCAAGUCUGGUAUUAGAAGAAUUGACCAGACUGAAUGUCAAAGUAUUGUGGAUGGGUAACAGGGAGAGUCUAACCCUCAGCAUUUCUUCUGAACUACAUGAUUUGUCAUACAAAUGGCAGUUUGAAUUGAAGCGACUUUCAGAUGAGCUGUUCAGUCAUCACUGGGUUACACCCAUGCUGGUGCAGAUCCAGCUGUUGGGUUCAAGAGUGAAGCAACUCACUGCAGAGGUAAAACACAAACAGAGGCAGUUGGAGGAACUUCUCCCGGACAUCAAAGCAUCAGCCCAAAACUGCAAGACCAAUAUUAAUAAGGACAGCACAAUUGAAUCUGCUACUGAGGCAGUUUUAGUUAAAGGACCAUGGGUAGUGCUUCAGGACCAUCUUACUCAUUAUCCACUAAUUAUGAGGCAUCUUGCUGAAGUACAAAAUAAAGCCCCUGGUAACACUGUGAAUGUAUCAAUACCAGGUGGUGGGAAAAAAUUAUGUCUCAUCUCCAACAAUGGAAAUCAGAGCAGCAAAAAGCCACUGGAGUUGGAGACAGAGAUGGACGUAGAGAGGGAAGCUGAAAAAGAGAGAAAGCGUAGAGAAAAAAUCCAAGAGAUAACACAAGGAACUGCCAUCCCAGCAACACAAAUUAAAAAAAAGAAGAAACUGAACAUAUGAGUUCUAUAGUUCUAUAUUCAUAUACAGUUCUAUAUAGUUCAUAUUUGGCAGUUUACUCUAGUCUUUAAUUGAUUUAAAAAAUACUGAAAAUAAGAUUAACAAUUGUGAAAUGCAAGAAACUUGUGAUAGGAGAUAUAACUUUAAUAAUAAUAAAAAUUGUAAUGGAGAAACUUACUACCAUGUCAUAUUGCUUAAAUGAAGGUGAAUGAAAGACCCAAUUUAUGUUUAAGUGUAUCAAAAACAUAAUUUUUAGAUGUAUCCUACAUCCUACAUUUCUCAGAAUAUAGUACAGUGGUACGUCCGCUUUCAAAUUUAAUCCAUUCCCAGAGACGGUUCAUAAACUGAAAAUUCAUAAACCAUAACGAAUUUUCCUAUAAGAAAUAAUGUAAAUUGAAUUAAUCUGUUGCACACUCCCAAAAAUAUUAACAUAAAAAUACAUUUUAUACAGAAUACUACUCAUAUUUUUCGUACACAAAACAAUCGGGUAUAAAUAUUGUAACGUACGAUUGUUACGUUGUUGGGUA
Messenger RNA from Procambarus clarkii (red swamp crayfish), 2014 nucleotides. RefSeq lists its product as uncharacterized. Gene Ontology annotation, cellular component: DNA ligase IV complex; nucleus. Gene Ontology annotation, biological process: double-strand break repair via nonhomologous end joining. The record is from RefSeq and is a predicted model, not a curated record. NCBI's taxonomy places the organism in Eukaryota, Metazoa, Arthropoda, Malacostraca, Decapoda, Cambaridae. Gene Ontology annotation, molecular function: DNA end binding.